Messenger RNA from Hippoglossus stenolepis (Pacific halibut), 5639 nucleotides. It is a transcript of the gene nrg2a, whose product is annotated as neuregulin 2a. Gene Ontology annotation, molecular function: signaling receptor binding. The record is from RefSeq and is a predicted model, not a curated record. Bases 993 to 3125 code for a protein of 710 amino acids. NCBI's taxonomy places the organism in Eukaryota, Metazoa, Chordata, Actinopteri, Pleuronectiformes, Pleuronectidae. Gene Ontology annotation, biological process: intracellular signal transduction; animal organ development; nervous system development. The transcript has 11 exons.
CUUUCGCAGCCUUAGUCAUCGCAGCCAUAUGAUUUCUCCCAGGCCCCGCGGAGUGUGUGUGUAUAUAUGCGGCUGCAUGUGAACCGAUUUGAUUUUUUAUUUAUUUGGAGUGAUGCCUCGGCUACAGUAAGAUGCGAUUUUGAGGAGGGACAGUCAUGGAUUUAGGAUUUCACUCUAACGCGAGAUCGCCGCUGAUAAAACACCAUGGAGUGAUUGGCACACAGUAGAUCGACCUUUUUUUGGUCCAUCGUGUCUCGGUGCUCCGAUCCUGCGUUUUUUUGUUGUUGUUUUUUGUUGUUGACGGAUCCCCUUGGCAAUCGGCAUUAUUUCCUCCCCGUCUGUGGCUGUAUAGUGGGGGGAGGCGGAGAGAGAGCCGCGGUGGAAGGCGGCGUAUUAGCGCUAGAGCUGCCCAUCAGGAAGGAGAAAAACUGUUUUAUUUUUUUUAGGGGAAUGAAACGUGGCUUUUUGUUCUUGCGAGCGGACCAAACUUGUGCUCCACUGCAGCAUUUUGCGUCUUCUCCCUCCGCUGCAGAAUAUACGGAAAGGCAUCAUAUAGCGAUGCCCCACCACUGCAUUUUUUGGGCAAAGAUAAGAGUGGCGUCGUCUUGCAGUUCUAAGGCUACUAUGGCAGCAUAAGGGGGGCAUCGUCUUCUGGAAGGGGGAGAAUCCUCCGAUUCCUCGCUUGGCUGCAUCUACAAUGCCUUAUUAUUAUUAUUAUUAUUAGCGGAGAGCAGUGACUGGAUUUGAACCCCCAGCAUCAUCCCGCGGUUUCCCCCCCGUCUCAGAAGCUGCUCUUUACCCAUUGCAAAUCACUCGAAAGAAGCAGCGGAUCCCGAUGGCAUGGACACUUAUGCAAGGUCUGCCGCCGCGCUGCCGUGCUACUGGAGCCUCCUCGCUGUCUCUUCAUUCAACCCAGCUCCGUCGCCAUCGCCCCGCAGCCGAGAGAGCCCUGCCGCAACGCGACCAGCGACCACCGAGCCAAAGCAGGCGGCAUGAGGCUUGAUUCAGUGCAUUUAUCCAUGCUGGUCAUCGGGGUCUCAUUCGCCUGCUACUCCCCGAGUUUGAAUUCCCUGCAGGACCAGGCUUACAAAUCCGCCGUGGUGAUCGAGGGCAAGGUGCAGUCCACGCCUGGGAACGUCUCCGCGGAGACGUACCGUGUGAAUGUCAAAGUGCUGGAUGUUUGGCCCCUGAACAGCGGGGGUCUGGAGCGGGAGCAGCUCGUCACCGUGGGGGAAUUCGGAUCCGAGGCGCCGUGCACCAAAGUGAAGAAGAACCACAAGUACAUUUUUUUCAUGGACCCCACUGACCAGCCCUUGGUUUUCAAGGCAUCGUUUGCGCCUCUGGACACGAAUGGGAAGAACCUUAAAAAGGAUGUUGGGAAGGUCUUGUGUUUGGACUGCGUUGCGGCUCCAAAGUUAAAACCGAUGAGGAAUCCAAUAAUAGUGGACGAGGGGAAACGGCUCACAGUAAAGUGUGAGGCCACGGGGAACCCUCUCCCCACCUACAGAUGGUUCAAAGAUGGCAACGAGCUGAAGAAAAACAAGAAAAUCAAAAUACGGAACAGCCAGAAAAACUCCAGAGUCCAGAUCAGCAAAGCAAAACUGGAGGAUUCUGGGAAUUACACAUGUGUGGUGGAGAACCCGCUGGGAAAGGACAACUCCACUGGCAUCGUAAACGUCCAAAGCAUAACCACAACGCAAUCUCCAGGCUCAGGCCACACCAGAAGAUGCAACGAUACAGAGAAGGCCUACUGUGUGAAUGGCGGCGACUGUUACUUCAUAGAUGGUGUAAAUCAGCUCUCCUGCAAGUGUCCAAAUGACUUUACUGGUGAUCGCUGUCAAACCUACGUUAUGGCCAGUUUCUACCAGCAUCUUGGGAUUGAAUUUAUGGAGGCUGAGGAACUCUACCAGAAAAGAGUCCUGACAAUCACGGGUAUUUGUGUGGCUCUGCUGGUCGUGGGCAUCGUGUGUGUGGUUGCCUACUGUAAAACCAAGAAACAAAGAAAGAAGAUGCACAAUCAUCUGCGACAGAACAUGUGUCCAGAACAUCCCAAUCGUAACCUAGCUAACGGACCCAAUCACCCAGGACCAGGCCCAGAGGAAAUCCCCAUGGUAGACUACAUAUCAAAGAAUGUCCCUGCAACUGAGCGAGUCAUACGGCCUGCAACAGAGGGGUCGUUCCCUGCCAGCCACGCCUCUUCAAGAUCUCACAACUCUUCCACACGCGCCCAUUCAUCAACUCACAGACAUGAGGAGCGGACCUGGAGCCUGGAACGCUCGGACAGUAUCCUGUCUGACUCGCCGGGAAUGAUGUCAUCAUCCGUGGGGACCAGUAAAUGCAGUAGUCCCGCGUGCAUGGAGGCACGGGCACGGCGCGCUGCACACUGUGGUUACUCUGACCCCCACCGGCCGGGCCUACAGUACGGGGAAUCCUUCGACUCGCUGGGGGACUCUCCGCACAGUGACAGAUACGUGUCAGCCCUGACGACACCAGCCCGCCUCUCGCCAGUGGAUUUCCAUUACUCAUUGCCCCCACAGGUGCCUACCUUCCAGAUCACAUCCCCCAAUGCCAGCCAUGCCAUGUCUCUCCCUCCUGCUGUCCACAACCCUUACCCUCUGGAGGAUGACCAGCCGCUGCUGCGCCGCUACCAGGUGCCCCUACACGAUGCCCAGUGCCAGGAGCCUUACCGGCAGCAGCGUCGCACCUAUCUUAAUGACAGCAGGGGGAGCCUGCCCUCCAGCCCCUACCGGCUGGCUGAGGAAGAAGACUAUGAGACCACCCAGGAGUAUCUCUCCUCUCGAGGGGAGCAACCAAAGAGAAGUGGGUCCAGUGGAGCUGGUAGCCGGCGCUGGAGGAGAUCCAGACUGAACGGCCAUGUGGCCCCACGUGGAUAUGAGGCAUCUCGGGACUAUGGGUCUCGAAGCUGCCUAACAGAUAGUGAGUCAGAGGAAGAUGGUGAGAGCACGCCCUUCCUCAGUAUGCAGAAUAUGACUGCUGAGCCCUCCACCAUCUACAGGCCGGUGGACAGUCGGACUUCUCACUCAUCGGGGCGGCACAGUGGGCAUGGGAACAUGCAUACAAGACUUACACACUCACGCUCCAAACCGGACAAUACACCCCAUUAAAGAGUGAAAAUGAACCAACAAAAAUAAAUAUAGUAUAGACCUGCAUCUAUAAGAAAUAUUUUUAUUUUAUAUAACUGACAGAUAUUCUAAACAAAUGAAAUAUUUAUUUUCAUUUUAGCAAAAGUUGUCUACUAGUUAACAGCAAAGACUUUUUUAUAGGGAAAACUCUAUUUAUAUGUACAUUUUGAUUUACAGCAUAAAAAGAUGUGCCAGUUUUUUCACAACGUAAAAAAAUAGAGUAAUAUUGUGGUGCCUUUUGCUGUAUGCCGAUGCCAGAGGGCCAGUGGAGGUUUUUGUAGCCUUUCUUAUAUGGACGCCUCAUUUUUUAUACACGUUUAUGUUUUUUCGUUUUUUUCCUGUUUUACUUUCUUUUCAAGUUGCAUUCUUUGAGGAGUCUAGCCCCACUGGAACAUAACCCCUUCCAUAUCACGCAAUAUAAACCACUUCAACAUAAAGUGUAUGUUUACAUUAAUAUGAUUCACCUGUAGGGUUUAUGAUUUGGGAUUUAAUAGAACGCCUGAUAAAUACAAUGUAAAUCCUUUUUUGCCCUCUGACUAAUGUCUACCAAGAGAAAGAGAGAGAGAGACGGUGUGCGUGUGCGUGUGCGUGUGUGUGCGUGUGUCCUUGUCAGUGUGCGUGUGCGCAUGUCAGUUUGCUUGCAUGUAUUUGUGAUUGUUAGAUGAGUUUUAUUGUUGUGGUAACAUCUGAUGUGUGGGUGUGCUGGCGUCUCAGCAGAGGUAAUAGAUGAGAGUCUCACAGGUUCACAGAAUAGUGCUUUAUCAGACCAGUGACCCCCGGCGCAGGUGGACAGAUAAGACUGCUGUAGGGCUGUAUGUUAUGCAGGUCAUUGCUUGAUGUGUUUACAGCUAUUCUGCCCCCGUUUCCCAGCCUGCCCCAGUCAGGUCCCUAUUAUCUCUCAGCAGGUUUUCUUCAUGUUAGCCUGUUAUGAGGACAACAGACACUGAACCGCUUGGCACAGGGUGACCUCCCGCCAUCAGAGGUGGUGGCAAAACAAAAGCAAAGAUUGCAUCUGUUUUCACUCAACUCCGACCCCAAUCACAUGCCUCAUCAUCCUUCUGUGUCCAUUCUGUUUUUGUGGCUUGUGUUAAAAGGCCACACAGUGUCUCAGGAUUUCCACAUGACACCCACACACCCCCAAAACACACUCACGCACGCACGUACACACACACACACACACACACACACACACACACACACACACACACACACACACACGCCACCGUACCCCCACACCUCCACCUCACCCCAACUUCACCCCACUUCCUGUACUAAGACUAAGGUUCUCAGAUGUUGAGGGCCUGGAUGUUAACACACGUCAACCACUUCCCUGAACACUCGCAUAGUUAGAGAAAGAAGCAGCUCAGCGGAGAACAGCGCAGAACAUACGAGACAACAUAAAGAGAAAUAGCUGUGAAACUUUGGAGGAUCAUACAAUGCAAAAAUAUGCAAUCUUUCUAUUUUGCUGUUUGAUUACAUCAUUUUCUAAGAGGUGUCUGUCGUGUGCUGUGUGUGAAAAAGCUGUGUGAUGCCUAUAGUGCAGAAUGAAAUAACAUGAUAUAAAUGCAUAUUUACCUGAGUUAUUUUUUUAAAGCCAUUAUGCAGCCAUCUAUCCCGUUGUCAGCCUUUCUAUCCUCCAAAUACUCACGUCCAUCGAGUGACUGUGUCCAUGACUUUGGUUUGUCACCGGGUUUAGACCGCUCCACUUUACAUGCACACGGCCGAGUAACGUCUCCUCCAAUAGUACUGCUUUGUCUUGGAUCUAGUCAUUUUCAAAGUUAUUCCGCCAGUAGUGAAACGAAACUUAUAAAAGCCCUCUGUCCUCCGGUGAAGGAAAUAUUGAGGAGAUAACUCAAAGAACCCAUUAGACGUGACUCAGUGAGAGGAAGGCUGAUGAGGUGUCAUCACUUUCUGCUCCUCGUUGGACAACAAAUAAAAGUUUAAUUAUCACAUGGUAAUCUGUUGAAAAGAAUAUCUUUAAAAAGGUUGAUUAUAUCUGCUACAUGUUAAAUGCACAGUGGUGGUGUUUUAGAGAGGGGUCUUUUGUACAUCUGAAAAAGUGCAAAAGAAGACGGUACUGCUGUAGUUUCAAAGUGGAUACCCCCCCCUAGACUACCAGGCGCCUCCUGCCGCUAUCUUCUGUUUGAUUUUUAAGACCCCCACCCCUCACCCUACACCGCCCCACCUCGACCCCCUCCCCACCCUCGCUUGAAAAUGUUUGAACACCUCUCCUCUGCAUGUCCUUGUGGUCAAGGUUAGAUGGGUGCAUGGUAAAAAAAAAAAAGCAGCAGACAAUUCUCUUUUUUUUUUUUUUCAGUCGGUGAAAGUGUAUUUCAUUUAACAUUCAGCAAUAAAAAAGAACCUUUCCCCCCCCCAUGUCAUUCCUGAAAUAUGCUAGAAAAAAAGAAAAAAACUGCGAGAUUGUCAUAGAUUGUAAAAUAAAAUGAAAAAUGAAUCCACCUGUUCAUAUGAGAAAAUAAAUCUUUAUUCAUAUCA